Messenger RNA from Centropristis striata (black sea bass), 2302 nucleotides. It is a transcript of the gene ankrd54, whose product is annotated as ankyrin repeat domain 54. The transcript is spliced from 8 exons. Lineage: Eukaryota; Metazoa; Chordata; Actinopteri; Perciformes; Serranidae. The coding region runs from base 412 to 1380 and encodes 322 amino acids. Gene Ontology annotation, molecular function: protein binding. The record is from RefSeq and is a predicted model, not a curated record.
CUGGUCUCGUAGCUCCUAUUGGCUGGGAGCUGAUGAACAACACGGACUGUGAUUGGUCGUUACUACUCUGGCGCUGUUGACUGUACAAUGGGUGUGCAUUUUACUACGUUUACCCGAUAAUGGAAAAUGUGAAAUAGGGGACAUUUUGGAGCUGUAAGAAAAGGGUAUCUUCUGUUGUGAAAAUACUGCAAAUUAGCCAGGAUGGAAGGACUUCAAUGGGGGAGUUUGUGAGUUGACGUGCCGGGCAGUGACCCCAUGGCGUCGCUGACGGUGCACAGGCAAUAUUCAAAGUUGACCGAUAUUUAUAACGACUUUAUUUCCUUCUUGCUUGGGCAGCAGCAGCAGUAGUAGUAGUAGUAGUAGUAGUAGUAGUAGUAGUGUACACACAGCAUCCAUAUGUCACUAUAAAGUAUGGACGGGUGGAGCCCAAUCGUUGCUACAGCCUCGGAUAAUGACCGCUCCAGCUCCGAGGGGGAGUACAUGGUGGAGCCCGGACCCGAGGACCAGACCCGGGAGGUGCUGGACGGAGAGCCGCGGGGGGACUUGGAGAGGAUGGACCCCGGGGACACCACCGCUGCUGUCGGGUUCGGGAUCAGUGGGACCGGGGAGGGUAAAGUGGUGCUGGGUCGAGUCGGCCAGAGAGACGAUAAGGAGCUCAGGUACCUGCACUUGUUGUGGGAGCCCGGACGAGCCGAGCUGGGCGCCGGUGGGGUGGCCAGCAGGAUGGGGAAGGUGACGGGCAGCAGGGCCAGGAGGCACCACAGAGUCGUCCGGAAUGUCGGUCCCAUUGGUAAAGAUAUUUAUGCUGUGAAAAGACUGAGGGAAGCAGCAAACAGCAAUGACAUCGACACAGUUCGAAAGCUGCUGCAGGAAGACAUAGACCCCUGUGCAGCAGAUGACAAGGGAAGGACAGCCCUCCAUUUCUCUUCCUGCAAUGGCAAUGAGAGCAUUGUGCAAUUGUUGCUGAGCCACGGCGCUGACCCCAACCAGCGAGACAGUCUGGGAAAUACCCCCCUCCAUCUGGCGGCCUGUACCAACCACGUGCCUGUAAUCACCACAUUGCUGAGAGGAGGAGCCCGUGUGGAUGCCCUGGACCGGGCAGGCAGGACCCCUCUGCAUCUAGCACGCUCCAAGCUCAAUAUUCUGCAGGAGGGAGAUUCACGCAGCUUAGAAACAUUGAGAGGGGAAGUCACACAGAUCAUUCAAAUGCUGAGGGAAUACCUGAACUUAAUGGGCCAGAGUGAAGCUAAAGAGAGGCUGGAGCACAUUUCAACACAGCUGCAGCACACGCGCACCAAAGAGCAGGUGGAUGAGGUGACCGAUUUACUGGCCAGUUUUACAUCACUCAGUCUACAGAAGCAGAAUCUGGGGGAUAGGUAGAAGUCUGUAGAGAGCUGAAGUCCUGCUACUUUUUAAGAAAGCCUCUGCUCCACGUUGGCCAGACAAGCAUAUGCUGAACAAUAAUGCUUUCAAAGGUUUUCUGUCCAUAUUCAGAAUAGUUAUCAGCACACUACUCUACAGGGCAGGAACUUCUCGUUAUUUUAACCAAGAUAACAAUGAUUAUCUUUUAUAUUUUACCACCCUGAUGAGAUUUUGAAAGUGUGCCUGUGGCUAACACUAAUGUGCUUGCAGUGCCUACAUUUUUAAUUUUUUUUAUCUUGGUUAAAAGAAAAAGAUGCUCACAGCCAAUAAUGCCCAGUAACGCAGUGAAGUAGUUAUGAAUUCAGCUUAUGGACAGAAAAAGCUUGUCACAUGUUAGCUUUUCAGAAAAAAGAUAAAAGAAACCCCUUAGGGUUUUAUACAUUGUGAACAGGAAGCUCGUGGAACAGAAGCCAACUCGGAAGUGCAGAGAGCUCUCGGCUCUCUAUUGUGUGUGUGUGUGUGUGUGUGUGUGUGUGUGUGUGUGUGUGUGUGUGUGUGUGUGUGUGUGUGUGUGUGUGUGUGUGUGUGUGUGUGUGUGUGUGUGUGUGUGUGUGUGUGUGUGUGUGUGUGUGUGUGUGUGUGUGUGUGAGAGAGAGAGUGUUUGUGUGUGUAAGUCAGAGCCAUCUACGUGCUGACAUGUUCUCUUUUUGCCUGCCAUUAUUAGCUAAGUUCUAUGAUAAUUAUGAGACAUACUUCUCAUGAAAUGAUUGAACAAUUGUCACUGUUGUAUUAUUUGGUUUUCUUAUCAACAGCAUCUUUGUAUCUCGUUGCCUUUUUUCUCUUGUAUUGCAUGUUAUGUUUGUGAACUGUACUGUAAAAAUGCAUUUGGCUCUUGUGGGAAAUGGAUAUAUGUGAUUCAAUAAAUCAAUAUAUUUGGCUA